Bombyx mori (domestic silkworm) is the source of this 4452-nucleotide messenger RNA. RefSeq names its product extracellular signal-regulated kinase 2 (gene Erk7). The record is from RefSeq and is a predicted model, not a curated record. The transcript has 8 exons. Gene Ontology annotation, cellular component: cytoplasm; nucleus. Gene Ontology annotation, molecular function: ATP binding; MAP kinase activity. Lineage: Eukaryota; Metazoa; Arthropoda; Insecta; Lepidoptera; Bombycidae. Gene Ontology annotation, biological process: intracellular signal transduction; protein phosphorylation. The coding region runs from base 194 to 1789 and encodes 531 amino acids.
CGGCUUUUUGUUUGUAACCUGUAAACAAAUGAAACUCAACUGUCAAGCCGUACGUGGAUGGAGCCGUGUAAUCUCCAAUUCAUAAAAGCAAAUUUACAUUGAAAUACUGCAAAAAAUGAACUGUGAUACAUAGUUUCUGUAUAUUAAUGUUCGCGUGCAGAGGCGAGUCGAAACGUUUUGUUGUUACACGCAAAUGAAUCAGAACCAGAAAAGAGAUGACAAGAAGAAGGACGGACAUAAGCAUCAACAGAAAAAGAGCUCGGAAAAAAAUAUGUCCGAAAUAGACGAGCACAUAUUAAAGAGAUUCGAAAUUAAAAAGAGAUUGGGCAAAGGGGCCUACGGGAUUGUUUGGAAGGCUGUCGACAAGAAAACCAAAGACGUGGUCGCAAUAAAAAAGAUAUUUGACGCGUUCAGAAACCAGACCGACGCUCAGAGGACGUUCCGGGAGAUUAUAUUCUUGCAAUCGUUCAGAAAUCACCCGAACAUUGUUAAACUACACAGCAUACAUAGAGCUCUGAACAACAACGACAUAUAUCUGGGAUUCGAAUACAUGGAAACGGACCUGCAUAACGUCAUCAAACGCGGCAACAUACUGAAAGACAUCCACAAACGGUACAUAAUGUAUCAAAUGCUUAAAGCGACGAAGUACAUACACUCUGGGAACGUGAUACAUCGCGAUCAAAAGCCCAGUAACGUGUUAAUAGACAGCGCUUGUAGAGUGAAGUUGGCAGAUUUCGGUCUGGCUCGCUCAGUCUCUAGUGUGUACUCUGGCGGAGAAGAUGGCGCAGAUCCUUGUCUGACUGAUUACGUCGCCACGCGCUGGUACCGAGCCCCGGAGAUACUUAUAGCUAGCAAGAAUUACACAAAAGGAAUCGACAUGUGGUCCCUUGGUUGUAUCCUGGCUGAGAUGCUGGUUGGGGAGCCUCUGUUUCCCGGGACAUCGACCGUCAAUCAAAUUGAGAGGAUCAUGGCGACACUCCCGAGGCCAUCGAACGAAGACAUAACAGCCGUAUGCAGUGGCUACGGAUCGGCUUUGAUACGAGAACAGGCGUCACAUAACGGUGGAGGCGGUUCGUUGGCCACGAGACUGGCGUGCACCCCUCGCGACGCUUCCGACCUGGUCCAGAAGCUGCUGGUCUUCAAUCCUGCGAAGAGGCUAAGCGCUGAAUUAGCUCUCAAUCACGAAUACGUCUCCAAGUUUCAUCGCGAAAGAGAUGAGCCCACCCUUCCGUCAGACGUGCUACUGCCCUUGAGAGACGACAAACAGAUGUCCGUGGACGACUACAGGAACAAACUGUACAGCAUAAUGGCCAAGAGUUCGAGCAGCAAUGGACACGCCAAGAAGCAUUUUUCGGGGAACAAAACCUACCCUCAACCGUCAACGAUGAAAGGCAGCAAGAGCGUUCAAGAGGCGGAAUUUUCUAGAACGAGUACGAAAACUAAGCUGAGCGCGUCAGCCGAACAGUCUAGAACGAAAUCGAAGCCGGAGCGAUCUCUCAAAGAGUUCAGAUCCGAGCAAACCGUCACUAAGCCCCUGAAGGCGUUAAGGCCGUACGAGAAUCGAAGCUUCUGGAACGAGCCCAACUGCCAAGGCGAUUAUUUCCAGACUCUGCCGCGUCAGAGCCCCUCGGAGACCAGGGUCGUCGAGGCCAAGAGCACGCAGCAGCGCAGGAAUUCGACCUCGUUUUCGACCGUGACGAUAGGCGACGCCGAUUAUUGCGUCAGCAGACACAAGCACGGCGUCAUCACGGCCAGCGCUCUCAUGGACCUGAGGAGUAGCAUACGUUGAGCAUGAACAUAUUAUUAUUUUAUUAUUAUUUUAGUGUUCUCCGCAGCGAUCACCGGUCAUCAUCAUCAUCAUCUUGGUUCGUUUUCGUGACUGUUAUAACACUUUAAAAUUUCGAUUUGAUUUUGCUACUUCAAAAUCAGGUUGGUGUUCUUCAAUAGUUUAUUUUCUUAUAUAUAUAUAUAUAUAUUUCUUCUGUAUGUCGGUUUGUCACUGAACUCCUCCUAAACGGCUGGACCGAUUUGAACGAUUUUUUUGUAUGCGUUUGGGUAGCCUGGAUGGUCUAGAUCAGGGGAUCGAUAACGCGGCGCCCGCGAUUGAUUUUUAAUGCGCCCUCGCUGGACUAAUGUAAAUGUAUGAUAGCCAGAGCGAUUUACUUACUCUUGUCAAACGGUGAUAUACAGCAAGUACUCAGUUGAGUUUAGGAUUGUGCAUAGAUUAGCAGUUUGCUAACCUUGAGCGUAUCUAACAAAAAAUACGUGCGUGUGCACGUAUUUUUUGUUAGUGUGUGAUCGUAUUUCGAAUAGACCACGCGUAGACCGUGCAUUUAAAACUACCAAGUAAUCCGAAAUAAUUAUUUUCUUUCAAUACCGAACAAAGCUUAAUGACUCACAUUUAGAUAAUUGUUUAAGGACCGGGAACUCUAAAUAUAUCCCCAGUUAUAAGAAAUUAGCUGAAAAUAUGGACACCCAAGUUUCACACUGAAUUAUAUGUAUCAUUAUGUAUAACACCAACAAAAUAAAGUUAUAAAAAAACUGUUUUUUUUUUCAAUGCCUAUUUAUACCUGUUAUCUGUAAAAUAUGCGCCCUCGGUGGUUUUCAAAUUUAGUAUUGCGCCCUUAAGGAUAAACAGGUCGCCGACCCCUGGUCUAGAUUCAGAAAUCAGCCCGGCAGAUGGCGCUGCAGUCAGUAUCUAGAUUAUUUAUCUUUCCUGGAAAUAAAUUAUAUGGCAACACAACGUUUGCCUUGUCAUCUAGUUUUAUAUUUUUCCAUGAAGUUUUAUUGUGUUUAAUUUGAUUUGUGAUUAUAGCGAAUAAGUAUAUAUCGACGCCUGAAAGGCAAACGUGACUAAGCGACAAUAACUGCUUUGUACAUAAAUGAUAGGCAAUAACAAUAUUCGAUGCGCAAAAAAUAUAUAUUUCUAGGUCUAUUAAAAUCAUUUCAAUCCUACAGCUACUAGAUAGAUUCUACUACAGCUAGAUCCGUUAAGAUAAAUUUUGUUUUCAGGUAUUUCAACUUUAAAUUAGUCUACUGUAAAGUUCACGCAUUGUCGCUUAGUCACGUUUGCCUUUCAAGCGUCGAUAUAUAGUCAAAACAACAAUAUGAGAUGUUCUUGUUUGUGUGAGUGAGACGGUGACGUCAAUGAUUAAAGCACGUGUAGUUUAUACACUGGCACACAUUUAAAUUGUCUUGUAGAUUAAAUAAAAUGUCUUGAUUACUUUAAAAUAACAUUUUUGUUUUCAUAUUUAGAACUUUAGUCUUUGAACGUGUACUGGGAUUUGAAUCUCUUUAUAAUUUAUACUUAUUUUGUAUAUGGCAAUGAAUCGUAUUUCUAUUUGCGUAAUUUUCUUUCUAGUCUAUAAAAGGUGUGAUUUGUUUUUUUUUUUUUUUUAAACAUUGGUAAAAUGUUGCAAUUGUUUUUACGGUCUUUCGAUGAAUUGGUGCCUCAUAUCGCAAUUUAGAGUUGAAGUGGCUUAUGUAAAAAGUUUAAAGAAAAUGAGUUUUAUUGCUUUGAGAUACUUAUAAUGUAAUCUAUCGGUUUAGUUAAAUUUUAGUUAGAAAACAACAAAGUACACUUUCGUUCUCUUUUAUAAUUUAAAGCGCAUAAUUUAAACUUUGUAUUAUUAUCUUAAGGUAUGCGCCAAUUGAAGAAUUACAAUUUUUCAAUCACAUUUUUGGCUUCUACCAAAAAACAAGAAUUUUGGAUUAAGCCAUUUCAAUUCUAAAGGCGUGAUAUGCACAGUCAAUUAGAAAUAUGUAAAUAUUAUCUAUGGUGCACACAAUUGAAAGGAUCACGAAUAAUAUCAUGAAAUCUGUCCUUAGUCUUGUAUAUUAAAAUAUUAAAACUGAAUAAACAAAAUACAUUGGCAAAACACUGCCAAUUUAUGAAAAGGUAAUAACUUAUUAUUAAAUUAGAUCUAAAUUAGAUCGAUAGGUACAUAUUUUGAGAAUAUUGAUACGCGCGCACAAUAUCCUUCGAUGUUUGAUGAAUUUUACAGAUAUACAGAUCUAUACUAGUUUAAUAAAAUGUAUAGAAUUUCACGUGGUCUUGUGCGUCCACGUUUGCCUAAAGUAGUUUUCUUUGAAACUGUGUUUAUUUUCCACUGUAAGCAUCGAGAAACAUGAUUUAAACGCAUGUGUGUGUUACCAUAUGUCACAAUGACGUAUGUCAGGGUGACAGCUGUCAAAUUUAUUUGGUCUAUGGUGUGCCUUAGUUUUAUUCAAUUGUUUUUUACUGACAAAUACACUGAAAGUUUUAUACGUUAACUUGAAAUUUAAUCGAAUUACUAAUACAAUAAUAGUACUAAAAACAGUUGCUCACGUAUUUUAGAUUUAAAACAAAUUAUAUAAUAACGUAAUGGAGGUUAAAAAUUUAUACUAGUUUUUUUUUUCAAUUUGUACCUAGCUAUUUAGGUUAUAUAGAUAAAUAUAGAAAUUGCUCACGGA